Pelmatolapia mariae (spotted tilapia) is the source of this 2808-nucleotide messenger RNA. Its product is annotated as kazrin-A-like. Bases 780 to 2051 code for a protein of 423 amino acids. Gene Ontology annotation, molecular function: protein binding. The transcript has 7 exons. NCBI's taxonomy places the organism in Eukaryota, Metazoa, Chordata, Actinopteri, Cichliformes, Cichlidae. The record is from RefSeq and is a predicted model, not a curated record.
UCACUGGGUAAGCCUGUAAGUAUGGCUGUAUUCUGAGUGCUGAGGGUAAUGUUGAGGUUUUCAGAAACUAUGGAAUAAGACAGGAUACUUUGAAGUGUUUCAUUUGUAUCACAAGAUUUUAAAAAGGGAGAAAACAGAGUAAGUGCUGCAGUAAGUUCUUGAUGAGCAUUUCAUGAUGCUGUACCAACAUCUGAGUCCAAACCUGAUACCAGGUUGCCACCCGCUGGUCGGGGGUUAAUUAAAUGGCUUUCACAUUUUUAAAAUGAAACAAAACAUGUUCUCGGCCAAUAUUUCUUUUCGAUUGUGACUCCACCACUUGUGAAAUACUGAGAAAACUUAAAUUUAACAAAAAAAUGAAAAAAGACAGAAAAUAUUUAGCUCAGUUUAGCGUGGUAACAUUGAAACACCGCGGGGAAUUAUUCAGGCAGUGCUCAAAGUGUCAGGAUUUACUCACAGUCGAUUAUAACAUUGUGAGGGAGACGUGCUUUUAAUGCAUCGACAUUUCUCAUGCAUCUCCUAAUUGCAUGUUUUAAUAUUUCCACAGAGCUGUUAGCUGCGGGCUAAUUUAGACAGAUGAGUCAUGUUAAUUCAACAGCUCAAACAGCUGCUGGUUUAAUGGACUUCUUAAGUGAGGAGCUUGUUUAUAAAAGCUGCAACUUUGUUUACAGCAUUACUGGCAAACGCUUGGCUUGCUGUCAUGCAGCCAAAAGCUUAGGAUGUCGUUAAAAGCUUGUUUGUUCCCUCUUCCCCUUAAAUGGGCUGAUUUGAUAUGAAACUAUAUGUAUAUAUUGUUGUUGUUGCAGCACAUUAACGUUUUGUUGUUGUUGUUUUUUUAUUUUAUUUUUCAUUGCUCACAAUGCCCACUGCCACCUCUGCUUUCACGCACAACCACAACCGCAUCACCCAUUUGUCGACCCACCCACCCAGACUCGGAUAGCCUCUCCAGCCCCACUCGCCUCAGCCUGUCAGACGGGUCAGAGGACCAGCUCGACCGUCUGCAGCAGGUGGAGCUGGCCAGGACAACGCCCAUGUCUCUGUGGAGGGCAGGCACCGUGCAGGCCUGGCUGGAGGUUGUCAUGGCGAUGCCCAUGUACAUCCGCACCUGCUCAGAAAACGUCAAAAGCGGCAAGGUUUUACUGGGGUUAACGGAUGAAGACCUGGAGCUGGGUCUAGGUGUCAGCAAUUUGAUGCAUCGUCGGAAACUCCGCCUGGCCAUUGAAGAUUACAGAGAUGUUGAGAACGGCAGAGGGCUGUCCAAGGCUGCGGAUAUGGACCACCACUGGGUGGCAAAAGCCUGGUUAAGCGAUGUGGGUUUGCCUCAGUACUCCCAGGCAUUUCACAAUCACUUGAUAGACGGGCGAGUCCUGAACUCUUUGACACGUCGGGACCUCGAACGUCACUUAAACAUCACCAAGAAGUUCCAUCAGGUCAGCUUGCUGCUGGGCAUCGAACUGCUGCAGUUGCUUCAUUUUGACAAGGAGGCAUUACAGGUUCGCCGGAUACAGUGCGAGCACCAGAAUGUGGAUCCUCUGGUAUGGACCACGCAUCGGGUCAUGAAAUGGAUCAGAGAUAUUGACCUCAAGGAGUUUGCUGAGAGUCUCCUAAACAGUGGCGUUCAUGGGGCUGUCAUGGUGCUAGACCCCACUUUCAACACUGACACGAUGGCAACGGUGCUAGGAAUCUCCAGCAGCAAGCACAUGGUUCGCCGACACCUUGUGGAAGAGAUGAAAACACUAAUUGGCCAAGCCAGCGUGGAUGCCAAACAGGAAUACGAGCAUUUAGGUCUGGGGACACCACCUAUCCUCCUUCGGCAGAACUCUUUGGGCAGACCUCCCACCUCUACUGCCCGGCACACCGAUGAAGAAGGCUCAUUGAGAAGGAGGGCUGUGAAGCCUCCGGCAGGAUUUAGUCCCAAAGCUCGCAAUGGGCGGGACUUGAGUUGCCAUAGCAGCUAUGGCUCCCUGCCUAGAGAAGUUCGAGAUCACACUCCGCCCAGGGCAGAAGGAAGCCCCAUCCGUGGUUACACCAGCAUCGAGGUCACCAAUGUGUGAUGUCAUCAGAGUUCUACCAAUACCAGUCAUUCACUUCAUGACAAUGUACAACAUUGACAUUUGUCAUCCAUGUGCACGCAAACAUGGGAUGGUGAUUUUUUUUAUCUUAAAAUGAGCCUUUACAGGGCAGCUUGCACUUUGUAACAAGGAAAAUGUUGUUCUUUUUUUUCUUUUCUUUUUUUUACAAGUUUCCUGUUUUUUGGGAAGUUUUAGCAUCUUUGAGGACAGUAAGCGCCCCUCCCCCAAUGCCAGAAUUAAGAUGACUAUGAACGACUCGAGCUAUAUAUUUUUCUAUUCUUGUGUGUACACCAGGAGGUAACUAACUGAAAUGUUUUUUUCUUUUUUUUGACUAGUGAGGGAAAUGACUGUUUGUAUUAUACUGAGCACUUGAUGACAAAAUGUAAAAAAAAAACCAGUUUCAUAUUUCGUAACCGUGUAAGUGGCUCUUGUCUCAUUCAAUUCUGCCGUUUGUGAUGCCUUGUCAAUGUGACUUAGCAUUAAAAAAAACAACUUAAAAAGACUUGAACUGAAUUUAAAAAUUUUAGAAUCUAUGUUUGAUAGUCAUUUUUCAUCUCGCACAUUUACACUGUUGUGUCAAAGCAAAUGUAGCACCUCUUCUGAUGUUUUAUACUGUGCAGUAAACAUAAAAUAUCUGAGCAAUGCCAACAACAACAAAGAAAAAGAUUGCUGAGCUGUGAUGUGUGAGCGUGUAUUUUUUUGUGAAAAGGAAAGUGCUCACUGAAAUGAAAUAAAGAUG